AUGUCUGCGCUGGAGGCGACCGCCGCGCUCGCCGGGAUCGCCGCGGUCGCCGGCGCCUCCUCCAAGCAAUUCAUCGGCGGUGCAGUUCCCAAGAGGAUGACCCGCGUCGCGGACAGGUCAUACUACGGCCCGUGGAGCGCCAAGGGCCUCAACCUCCCCGCUACCUGGUCCGUCACCCCGGGGGGCGCGGCCCGGAAUCGCGGCCGCGAGGUUCGCGCCAACGCCGCAGCCGCGGCGGCUCACCCGCCGAACGUCAACGUCUCCCUAAACGAGGUCCUCGCGCAGCUCGCCGCGGGAGUGUCCUUUCGGAACCCCCAGGAAUCGUCCGCGGGGCACAGAGCCGGGCUCAUCAGCGACGCCGCCGCCGCCGCCGACGCCGACGAAAACGAAGACGCCCUGCCGCCCUUCCAGUCGGUCGUGGAGAGCGCACGCUUCAUCGCGGGCGCGACAGAGGACGCGACACCCCCGGGCGGCCUGACCCUAAACCCUAAACCUACCCCGCCCCCGCUGCCCACGCCGCCCCCGCGACCGUCGUCGGUUGCGUACGUCGCGUCGUCGCCCGCGUACCAAUCCCCGCCUCCUCCGCUGAUUCGUUCGCCGGGUUCGAUGGGAUACGACGCCUCUCUCUCGGCGGCACCCGCGGCGGCGAUGGCGAUGGCGUCCGGGGUUGGUGCCGCCGUCCUGCCGCAGUCGAUGUCCGUCGCCGGGGGCGUCGUCGCGUGCGUCGUCGGCAGCGCGGUGGCGGCGUUUUUGUUGGCGCUCAUCCCCGUGCUGCAGGCGGUGAAGGGCGCGGCGGACGAGAUCGCGGGAUUGGCCGCGGCGAUCCGCGAGGAGGUCCCGGACACCCUCGCGGCCGUGCGACUGUCCGGCCUGGAGCUCACGGACUGCCUCGAGGAGGUUGGCGAGCUGACCCACGAGGUUGGCUCCGGCGUCAAGUCCACCGGCCGCGCGGUGACCUACACGGUGGACACAGCCGGCGCGCUCGGCAAGGCUGCCGCCGACGGGGUCAAGAGGGCCAUACCGGUCGUCAAGGAGAAGGCCACGCCCGUGGUACAGCGCGUGCUGGAGCGCGCGCCGGUGGCGGUGGAGGGCGUGGAGGCUCGGCUCGAGGAGAACGCGUCCACGGAGGAGUACUCCGGUCCGGUGGUUGUCGCCGCCGCGAGGGCGACCAAGUCCGGGGUGCAGUACGCGAGGGGCGCGCUGCGCGCCGCGGGGGUGGCGAAGAAGGUUGGGCAGGCGUACAAGGCUGUGAGGGACAUGAACAAGGCUGGAGCGGAUGAGGUUAGACGCGACGAGCGCGGGCCCCGGGACGAGGACGCCUGAAUGAAAUGCCGAUAUCCGAAAUUAUUUGA
Molecule: messenger RNA, 1352 nt
Organism: Micromonas commoda
Lineage: Eukaryota; Viridiplantae; Chlorophyta; Mamiellophyceae; Mamiellales; Mamiellaceae
Exons: 1
Coding region: 1-1323 (440 amino acids)
Source: RefSeq, a predicted model, not a curated record